AUGUCGCUCACAAACUCUCAUGCUCUGCACAACACCCAUUUAUGCGACUGGCUGGUAGACAUCUCGACACCAUCGUCCAGAGAGCAGCUGUGUCACCACAACCUUUCCCAGCUGUAUAGACGUUUGGCGGCCGAAGCCGGCGGGGGCCAGGCUGAGCAGGGGCUUGAAAUUUCUUCUCCUUACCGCGCUUAA
Molecule: messenger RNA, 192 nt
Organism: Gaeumannomyces tritici R3-111a-1
Lineage: Eukaryota; Fungi; Ascomycota; Sordariomycetes; Magnaporthales; Magnaporthaceae
Exons: 2
Coding region: 1-192 (63 amino acids)
Source: RefSeq, a predicted model, not a curated record